This is a messenger RNA of Saccostrea echinata, 1685 nucleotides long. RefSeq lists its product as uncharacterized. The record is from RefSeq and is a predicted model, not a curated record. Bases 1 to 1644 code for a protein of 547 amino acids. Lineage: Eukaryota; Metazoa; Mollusca; Bivalvia; Ostreida; Ostreidae. Gene Ontology annotation, molecular function: protein binding. The transcript is spliced from 10 exons.
AUGAAUUUCUCUCUGAUCACUAUAUUACUUCUAUUCUCCCUGCAAAAGUCGUUUGGAGCCCUACAAUGUUUACGAUGUUCUGAUACCUUUGAGCCACGACUGUGUAACCGGAUAGAAGUAUGCAACAAAGGAGAGGUAUGUGGGGUACGUCUGUACCGAUCUGAUAAUGGCGAUGUCAGCUACUGGACCGGGUGUAUGUCAUCUCUGGAUUGUACUAAAACUAUAAACAGAACAGUUGUUCACCCUAAGCGUGACGGAUCCUCCCACAUCCCAGGCCAGCUGUUAUGUACAGACUGCUGUGUGGGGGACAUGUGUAACAGCGAGGGAUGUGGGGCAGACGGGUAUCCCAUCUCCAGGGGGCCAUUGUGUUACGACUGUCGUGAUAUCCACGCCCCUGGUGAUUGCCACAAGAUAGUACCAUCUAAUUCCGUUGGUGGCUCCACCACUCCAGGUACAGUGAUGUCAUCAUCAUCAGCAGCCCCCUACACGUCCUACAGCGUGGCCUUCUUCACACAAAACAAUCAAACCGUCACCGGGCCAGGAUCAAGGGAUAUAAUCUUCGACCAGACUGCCAUUAAUAUUGGGGGCGGAUAUGCCAGUAGCACGGGGAUAUUUUUGUGUCCCCAAGCAGGCUUAUAUAUGUUUGCAUGGGGAAUAGUUUCACACGGAAAUGGGGUCGACACCAGUUUGAUGAAAAAUGGGUAUCCCGUGGGUGUCGCAGCGAUAACUGAUCCGAAGGCUUCCACGGUUGACGAUUCGAGCACCUCCUUUGCAGUACUUCGUUUGAACAAGAAUGAUAAAAUAAAUGUGCAUCAAUUUUCUGGAAGCAGAACCAUCAGCAGUUUUUUUGCGGGCUGGAAAAUUUACGAUGGGCCACUAGAUAGAAAUAUCGAUGCAUUUACAACUGCUCUGAACCAUUCAAGCUACAGCUCAACAACAGUUCCGUUUAACAGCGUCAUAUUUGAUAACAAGGGAAGUUAUCGUACUGGCAACCAAACGUUUGUUGCAGAUAGUCCCGGUUUAUAUGUUUUUGGUGUUUCGGGACAACAGUCUGGUUCUCAGUACGACGAUCUACAAAUUAAAGUUAAUGCAGCACAAAAACUUAACACCUUUCCCGACUCAGAGAGCGGACAUUCUGAUUCCGGGGCGACUCUGGCUGUCUUAAACCUCAAUUCUCAUGACAAUGUUAAUAUUGGAGGCCGUCAUUAUGUUGGCUACAGGGGAACUACAGCGUUUUCGGGAUAUAAAAUUGCAAACGUCACAACUCCGGCAUUUACAGCGGUGCUCACGUCGGAUAGUACGAGUACUAUUGUCCCAUUCAGUGACGUGUUAUUAGACACCCAUCAUGACUUUAAUCGUUUGACGGGGGUAUUCACGUGCAGUGUUAGUGGAACCUACCUCUUCACGUGGACGGUUGAGACAAACGGGGCUGAACUAGAAACACAGCUGAUAAUUCAGAGAAAAGUGGGUUCUCAGAUAAGUGGUCCAAAAACUUUUGGAGAGGAAACUAAGGGAGAUGAAUACGACAGCAGCACGGGGGUGUUUAUCUACGGUCUAUCCACGGGGGACACUGUUAGUAUAAGACGUGUGCGCGGGAAAGUAGAGGGAAGCUACUCCUCAUUCUCUGGAUGGUUGUUGUUCUAGUUAAUGGUAUUGAGAAGAAAAAUAAAACGAAGAUAUUUAAA